AUGUAUCAGAUGUUACUAGAGGCACUUUCUCUUAAAGACACAUUCUGGGAAGCAAUUUCAAAAAAGCAUAACAUCAGCGAAGAAGGAGACUGUUGCGGCAGUAACAGUUUACAACUUGAGCGUAUAGAUGUAUUUUAUAAUGAAAACUUUACGAAAAAAUAUGGUUUCAUUGGAAAGGGAUACUACAUAAAGGACUCUGAAUUAGUUCAGCAGGUUAUAAAUGUAGUGCGUAAAGAAGCUGAGCUUGCCGAUUGCGGUACUUGCUCUGAGCUUGGCUCCCUGCUGUUUCUCAAGAUUCGUGAAGAAUAUCCUGAUCGAAUUAUAAGCACACAUUCUGUUUUACCUUUUCCCAAACUGCUAUUUCUCCAUCAGAUAGUCAAAAACAAUGAUGCUACUUUCUGUAUUGAUAAUGAAGCCCUUGAUAUCACCUGUUUCUGCACGCUUAGAUUAAUCAACCCUGGCUAACUAGAAUUGAACCAGCGUGUCUCUACUGUUAUGUCAGGUGUAUUCACUAGUCUUCGUUUCCCUAAUCCACUCAACUUGGACCUGUG
Rhizopus microsporus ATCC 52813 is the source of this 551-nucleotide messenger RNA. RefSeq lists its product as uncharacterized. Gene Ontology annotation, cellular component: cytoplasm; microtubule. The transcript is spliced from 4 exons. The record is from RefSeq and is a predicted model, not a curated record. Gene Ontology annotation, molecular function: GTP binding; structural constituent of cytoskeleton. Gene Ontology annotation, biological process: microtubule cytoskeleton organization; mitotic cell cycle. Lineage: Eukaryota; Fungi; Mucoromycota; Mucoromycetes; Mucorales; Rhizopodaceae. The coding region runs from base 1 to 465 and encodes 154 amino acids.